Molecule: messenger RNA, 1377 nt
Organism: Myotis brandtii (Brandt's bat)
Lineage: Eukaryota; Metazoa; Chordata; Mammalia; Chiroptera; Vespertilionidae
Product: sialic acid-binding Ig-like lectin 14
Exons: 7
Coding region: 31-1179 (382 amino acids)
Biological process (GO): cell adhesion
Cellular component (GO): plasma membrane
Molecular function (GO): sialic acid binding
Source: RefSeq, a predicted model, not a curated record
UGGACCCACUUUGCCCUGCCAGAGGCAGACAUGGUGCCCCUGCUGCUGCUGCCCCUGCUGUGGGGGGAGUCUGUGCAGCAGCCGCCAGGCUAUGAGCUCCGAGUGCAGGAAUCGGUGACGGUGCAGGAGGGUCUGUGCGUCCACGUGCCCUGCUCCUUCUCCUACCCGUGGAGUCCAUGGUCUUCCCCUAGUGAACUCUACACCUUCUGGUACCGGGACGGGGACAACAUAAACCGUGAUGCUCCUGUGGCCUCAAACAACCCAGAUAAACCAGUGAAGAGAGAGACCCAAGGCCGCUUCCUUCUCACGGAUCCCACGACCAACAACUGUUCCCUGGACAUCAGAGACGCCAGGAGGAGUGACAGAGGACGCUACUUCUUCCGAGUGGAGAGAGGAAAUUCUGUGAGAUAUAGUUACCAAGAGAAGAUGCUGGAUUUGCAGGUGACAGACCUGACAGAGAAACCCCACAUCCGUGUACGGGAGCCUCUGGAGUCUGGCCGCCCCACACAGCUGGCCUGCAGCUUGACAGAGGCCUGCGAAGUGGGACAACGUUUCUCCUUCUCCUGGGAGGGAGCUGCUGUGGACUCGCUGACCCUCCAGACCCGCCAUUCCUCGGUGCUCACCUUCACCCCGAGGCCCCAGGACCAUGGCACCAGCCUCACCUGUCAGGUGAAAUGGGAAGGAUCCCGGUGGACCACACAGACCACCAUCCGGCUCAAUGUCUCUUACGCUCCUCUGCUGACCGUCAGGCUUUCCCAGGGAAACCGCACAGCCCAGAUGACCCUGAGCAACCACACAUCCCUGCUCCUGGUCUGCGAGGCUGACAGCAACCCCCCUGCCACGCUGAGCUGGUCCCAGGAGGGGAGAGCCCUGAGCCCGCCCCAGCCCUCAGCACCCGGAGUCCUGGAGCUGCCCCACGUGGGGGCUGGAGACGGAGGGGAGUUCACCUGCCGGGCUCAGCACCCACUGGGCUCCCAGCACAUCUCCUUCAGCCUCUCUGUGCAGAGCAGCCCGCACUCCUGCAGAUGUGUGACCGAGGAGCAGCAGGGCUCCUGGCCCCUGGUCCUCACCCUGAUCAGAGGGGCCCUCAUGGGGGCUGGCUUCCUCCUCACCUACGUCCUCACCUGGCUCUACUACACCAGGUGUGGAGGCCCCCGGAACAGGAGGCAGAGCUCCUGAUGGAUCCUCCCUUCCUCUCAAGAUGGGACUGAGGUGCGGACACCAGGCUAGAGGGACCGUCCUGGGACAUCAACGUUACCUUCUCCCUGGAAGCUCUUGACUCACCUGCCUCCAAUGUGCCCCUGGGGUUUCAGUGUGUGGAAGUGACUGAGUGACCACAAGGGGAGUCAGUGCCAUGGAGAGAAGACUUUUACUCCU